AUGGUAAAAUCAAAAGAAUACGUUCAAUCGUGGCUUAUUAAAGUUGGCUUCGAGGACUAUUGCCAGUGUUUUAAAGGUAUGUUUUCAUUUGAAAGCGCAUGAUAUCAUAUUUUCAGUUGGUCGCCGACAAACAGAGUUAUAACUUAUGGCGUUUACAUGCACGUUUUGCAAGUACGCGACGCUGUUUUUCGAUUUAAUUUACAGGUAACGUUCAUCCUGUUUAAAAUAUUUAGUUACGCUGUAAUAUAUUGGGUUAUUGUGUCUACAUAUAUUCUAACUUUCCUUCAUUGUUCUAUUUCCUCUCGCGCCACGCCAGGGUGCUCGUCGCGUUUUUCGGUGUGUGUUUGGCCUGAUAAAUGACUCGAAAUAACACCAUAUCGACCUGAAAAUUUCCCCACAUACUUACGUAACAUUUACUUUUAAAGUUUAUUACAAAAUAUAGACUAUGGUGUUUGCGCGCAAAAUCCUUUCUUUAAUCAAGUUGCCUCGCUGGUCGCCUGUUUGGCUGUUCGGUAAAAUUAAGUUUUGUGAGUUCAGUCUCAGAUGACAACAAUUUAUUUUUUAGAUAAUAUAAUUGAUGGACCUGCCCUUAUAGGUCUCACUGAACGAGCAUUAGAAUUGUUAGUUCCAUCAAUAGGGCCACGAAUGAAUUUCUUACAAAAACUGCCAACCCCAAGCGCCCAAACCUUUGGAGGCUACAACACCUCCGGCUACACUCAUUGAAGAUGACGUAAAUAAUCCUGACAACCAGUGCACAUCCACAGCAAUGCAAGAACAGCCUAGAAGCCCAACGGCAACACCAGAAUCUGAAGGAUCAAGGUUGGUUUUACUUUCAUCUGUUUGAGUGUUAAUUGCAGCAAUAGCACAGUAGUUUCUGCCUGAAAGUAUAAUUCUAGAAGUUUUACAUCUUGAAUAUUGUCAUUGCGCAUUGGGUUUUUUCAACCAGCUUUUGUCUUAGCCUAAUACUCUUAGGGGGAAUGCACAUGUAUAGCUAUCUUCUGUAAUGAUGAUUAUAAUAGUCAAGAGAAAACUAAGAAAUAGCCAAUAGGAUUGUAUAGGUAGUAUUAUAGUGUGUUUUCUGAUGCAAUUUUUUUUUGGGGGGGGGGGGACUGACGACAUGACAACAAAGAUGUUUUAUGUUUUCGCGCUAAUGCCACGUACUUCUCUUUGGGCAUUGACCAUUGUGCUUCUUUUUGACAUUGUAGUUCAAUAAUUCAAUAAAGAUUAACUCAAUCACUAAGUAUUAAAUAUUAGUUAUAAGCCUUAUGUUAUUAAACAAAAAUUAUUUUAAUUAUAUAAUGUAUUUCAAUUCACUUUAAAACAGGAUUUUUCUAAGAAACCUGUAGAAAAACCCCGUUUUAAAGGUUGCAUGGUUGUACACUUUCUGUGCUGACAAUUUUUAAUUUUUCCUGCUCAAAAUAGAGCAACUGGUUUGCAAGGGUACUAUUUAUUUACUGUAUUCUAUUAUUUCUACUCAUUUUAACCAAAAUUUAGAAAUAAAAUAACUGAAAACAUGCAGUUUGUAAUUGGCAACAAACUUAAAUAACAGUACAGUUUGUCUUGAAUUUUGACCUCAGUAUUGCUGUUUUUCAGCUUUUGUGUAAGGCCGGCACUUGCCGCCUUUAACCAAUAGCUCACUCAGGUGGCACAUUCCAGAGCCGCCUGUCAGUGAGAACUACUGAGACAUAAUUUAAGGCUUGUAUACAUUCAUGUUGAUGCAGUUUUCUGUUGUUGUGUAAGGUAGUUAUGCUGCCUUUUACCAGCACCUCUUUUGAGUGGCAUGUGAAAGCAAGCCGCUCAUGAAAGGGGAGAUGCAUGGCUGUAUACCUUCUGUGCUAAUGAUUUUUAAUUUUUCCUGCUCAAAAUAGAGCAACUGGUUUGCAAGGGUACUAUUUAUUUACUGUAUUCUAUUAUUUCUACUCAUUUUAACCAAAAAUUAGAAAUAAAAUAACUGAAAACAUGCAGUUUGUAAUUGGCAACAAACUUAAAUAACAGUACAGUUUGUCUUGAAUUUUGACCUCAGUAUUGCUGUUUUUCAGCUUUUGUGUAAGGCCGGCACUUGCCGCCUUUAACCAAUAGCUCACUCAGGUGGCACAUUCCAGAGCCGCCUGUCAGUGAGAACUACUGAGACAGAAUUUAAGGCUUGUAUACAUUCAUGUUGAUGCAGUUUUCUGUUGUUGUGUAAGGCAGUUAUGCUGCCUUUUACCAGCACCUCUUUUGAGUGGCAUGUGAAAGCAAGCCGCUCAUGAAAGGGGAGAUGCAUGACUGUAUACCUUCUGUGCUAAUGAUUUUUAAUUUUUCCUGCUCAAAAUAGAGCAACUGGUUUGCAAGGCCUAUUUAUUUACUGUAUUCUAUUAUUUCUACUCAUUUUAACCAAAAUUUAGAAAUAAAAUAACUGAAAACAUGCAGUUUGUAAUAGGUAACAAACUUAAAUAACAGUACAGUUUGUCUUGAAUUUUGACCUCAGUAUUGCUGUUUUUCAGCUUUUGCGUAAGGCCGGCACUUGCCGCCUUUAACCAAUAGCUCACUCAGGUGGCACAUUCCAGAGCCGCCUGUCAGUGAGAACUACUGAGACAGAAUUUAAGGCUUGUAUACAUUCAUGUUGAUGCAGUUUUCUGUUGUUGUGUAAGGCAGUUAUGCUGCCUUUUACCAGCACCUCUUUUGAGUGGCAUGUGAAAGCAAGCCGCUCAUGAAAGGGGAGAUGCAUGGCUGUAUACCUUCUGUGCUAAUGAUUUUUAAUUUUUCCUGCAUUAUUUACUGCCUUAUUUACUGCAUUCUAUUAUUUCUACUCAUUUUAACCAAAAUUUAGAAGUAAAAUAACUGAAAACAUGAGGUUUGUAAUUGGCAACAAACUUAAAUAACAGUACAGUUUGCUUUGAAUUUUGACCUCAGUAUUGCUGUUUUUCAGCUUUUGUGUAAGGCCGGCACUUGCCGCCUAUUUAAGGCUUGUAUACAUUCAUGUCGAUGCAGUUUCCUGUUGUUGUGACAGUUGUGUAUGCCGCCUUUAACCUGCAUGUUAAAACCAGCUGCUCAUGAAAGGGGAUGCAAUUAGAUGUAAACCUUUUCAUUCUGCACUGAUGAUUUUCAAUUUUUCCACCCUUGAGCAACAAAUCACUCCGGUUCAUGGCACUUGUUUGAGACACCUGAAUAGCUCCCCAGAAUAGCUCCCUGACAGAACAACAGCACUUUUAUCAGAACCUCUUUAACAUGGUUGAGAAGAUAAUAGGCUCCCAUGGGAAGAGAUGGAAACUAUAAUAGGCAUGCAUGGGAAGAGAUGGAAACUAUCAACAGUAAGUUUAAUGUGCCACCUAUGGUAAAAUACAACAUUAAGAAACUAUACAUGCUACGAUUAAACAGAAUAUUAAUUACCUAAAUGUUUAUUUACUUUGUUUUAGACGAAACUCUGGACAUUGCAAUGCUGGUUUUGCCAUUGCUCCAGAAGCUGAAAGCAGGAAAGGGUUGUCAGAGCGACUUUGUGCAAUAUAUCCCUGUAAGUAA
This is a messenger RNA of Paramuricea clavata, 3498 nucleotides long. Lineage: Eukaryota; Metazoa; Cnidaria; Anthozoa; Malacalcyonacea; Plexauridae. The record is from the annotation of a GenBank genome assembly.